UCUAUCUAUCUAUCUAUCUAUCUAUCUAUCUAUAUAUACACACACACACAUACACACACCGAGGGACACAUAACAAAAAACAUCUGACUAAAAUAUAAAAUAAAAUCACUCCCUCUCUAUAAUGCACAUAUAGUGAAGCAAAAAUGUAACUUUCCGUGAAUUAACUAUGCAUAAAGCACCAUGUAAUUAACACUAUAUUUUUAGGACAAAAAAAACACAAACCCUACAAAUAGCCUGGCUAAACGGCAGUUAGGUUCAGUUCAGUUCAAAGCGACAGACAAGCAAAUCAAGUGCGAGAAGGAGAGCGGGCUGGGUGAAGAGGGAAUGGGCUCGCCCCAGGUUCGGCUGCCGGAGCUGGGGUUAAAGCGAAGCUGAAGCAUCUCGUCUCCCGAAGAAAGCUGCAGCUCCACUCACAGCAAAAAAAGAUUGAAGAUUACUUCCUUUGUCAAACACAAAGACAGCUAUCCCCUACAAAAUGACAAGCCUCAUUAAUUUAGGGACUUUAAAUGAUUCACUUCCCUACAGCUUUAAGGAGAGUACAAGCACCGUAAAUACAACACUGGAGCCCAACACCACCACAUGCGUUAUAAACGACGACUCCAUGAGCAUUCCUUUAGCCUUGGUCUACUCACUCAUGUUUGUCUUUGGACUGUUAGGAAAUGUCUUAGCCCUGUACGUCUUCCUCUGUGUCCACUCAAAGAAGAACUCUGUCCAUGUUUUCCUUGUCAACAUAGCUGUUGCUGACCUCAUCCUGAUUAUCUGCUUGCCUUUCCGCAUAGUCUACCACAGCACCAAAAACCAUUGGAUGCUGGGCCAGACCUUCUGUAAAGUGGUCGGCAAUAUGUUCUACAUGAACAUGUACAUCAGCAUCACCCUGCUUGGGUUCAUCAGUGUGGACCGAUACAUCAAAAUCCAACGCUCUGUACAGCAGUACAAACUGCAGAAGACCAAAUGGAGCAUCAUCAUAUGUUGCUUCACCUGGGUUAUGGCCAUUGCUUUCAUUAUACCCAUGAUCAGCAAACCAGAAGGCAACGAGAAGGACAGUAAAUGUUUCCAAUACAAGGGCAGACAGAACGCUAAAUGGAAAGCUUUCUUUAACCUUGCAAUGGUUGUCGUCUUUUGGAUAGUUUAUAUUUCCCUAAUGCUCUCUUAUGGUCAAAUUGCCAAGAAGCUUUUCAAACUUUCUAGGGAGAAAUCAGACCUUCCCAAUGCCCACAAGUAUGGAAAAACGGCAAAAAAAUCUUUUUUUGUGCUUUUUAUCUUUACAGUGUGCUUCGUUCCAUAUCACAUUUUUCGUGUAAUCUACAUCUCGUCCCAGAUCUAUGGCACUACCUGCUACUGGACGAACAUCAUUGACAAAACCAAUGAGGUGGCCCUGCUCUUCUCAACUCUAAACAGUUGCCUGGAUCCAGUCAUGUUCUUUCUGCUGUCAGGCUCUGUGCGCAAGAUGACUGUCAGACUCCUGUGCAGAAACAUCCCAUCAUAUGCAACCACAACCAACAGCUCCACCACAGAGCACCAGCAAACGAAAGCUUCCCAGGUGACCAGUAGCACACCGGCGAGUUUCAGCAUCAUUCAUUCAUUCCGACAGAAACGGUCAAUUACAGGAAUCUAAAGGGACCUUCAACAUCUGUUGGAAAUCCUCAACUCCUAAAAACAGGAACAGGACUUUGCUAAAAACUAGCUCGACUCCUGGUGGAACAGUGCAAGACACUCCUAAUGUACUGUAAGGUUGAAAACAAACUUCUAAAAACAAGAAUGAAACUGGCUAUCCCUGACAGAUUUAUACUGGGUUAAAUGCAGUGUGGCAGCAGUGUGGAGUAGUGGUUAGGGCUCUGGACUCUUGACCGGAGGGUCGUGGGUUCAUAUCCCGGUGGGGACACUGCUGCUGUACCCUUGAGCAAGGUACUUUACCUAGAUUGCUCCAGUAAAAACCCAACUGUAUAAAUGGGUAAUUGUAUGUAAAAAUAAUGUGAUAUCUUGUUACAAUUGUAAGUCGCCCUGGAUAAGGGCGUCAGCUAAGAAAUAAAUAAUAAUAAUAAUAAAAUGGACCGCUGAAAAUGACCGUAACAUCCGUUCUGUACAGGAACGAAUGACUUUAAAAUAUGGAAUAUAAAACAAACUACCUGUCUAUAACCAUGGAAUAUAAAACAAACUAUCUCUAUAUAAACCCGACUGAACCGGCAUCUCUUGAAAUAUGACAUGCUGAAGCAAAGAAAAAUUUAACAGUAACAUCAUUUUAACAAUAUUACCACUAAGAAACUAUUCAGAACUGUUUAACUAUCCUUAUGUUUUAUACUCACUAAGAAUGAGACACAUUGAGUCUGAAAGCAUCUCAUCCAGUAUGCAAUAUGCCAAAUUGUUAAACAUGACAGUUUUAACAACAGUGUAUUUAUUCUUCUUCUGCAUCAUCAUCAGGCUUCACAGUACUGUAUUCCAUAUUCAUGUUUGGAAAAAGAUAUAAAAAAAAAAAAUCAUUUCAGUUAUUUUGUGAUCUCUGUGAAAGAGAA
Molecule: messenger RNA, 2510 nt
Organism: Acipenser ruthenus (sterlet)
Lineage: Eukaryota; Metazoa; Chordata; Actinopteri; Acipenseriformes; Acipenseridae
Product: probable G-protein coupled receptor 34
Exons: 2
Coding region: 476-1615 (379 amino acids)
Biological process (GO): G protein-coupled receptor signaling pathway
Cellular component (GO): membrane
Molecular function (GO): G protein-coupled purinergic nucleotide receptor activity
Source: RefSeq, a predicted model, not a curated record